AUGGCGGCCAUCGAGUCUAUGACGGCCCAUAUCCACAGAACACUCGUUGCGGCCAAUGCCGUUUCCGAUGUGACGGUCGAUUUCCCAAACUUUGUCACUUACGCCCGUCACGGCGUCAACGUGUCGAUUCGCGGCUCCCAGUCCAAAGACCUGUCCGAAGCCACACACGAACAGGUCGUCGCGCUCUUUGAAUCAAAUAUGGCGAAUCUGUACCAGACGUCGGACUGGGGAUACGACCCAACUGCGAAGCGCACUGAACUGUUCGACAGCGACGCGCGGUACCUCUUAGUGUAUGACGAGAGUUUCGAGGCGGUACACCCGUUGAAACCACUCGUGGGCUUUGUCCACUUUCGCUUCGUCGAGGACGACGGUGCGCUGGUUUUGUACCUCUACGAGGUCCAAUUGGCCGCUAAGGUGCAACGUCAAGGCCUUGGACGGUUUCUCAUGACGCUGCUGCUUUUGGUGGCAAAGAAGCACGGGAUGGACCUCCUGGUGCUUACCGUGUUCAAGCACAACACGGCAGCGGUGAGGUUCUACCGAGAACGACUGGGCUUCGAGAUCGACGAGACGUCGCCAAGUGCCUGUGGCGAUGACUCGCAGGACUAUGAGAUCCUGAGCAAGCGCGUCGUCAAGAGCAAGUAG
Hyaloperonospora brassicae is the source of this 642-nucleotide messenger RNA. Lineage: Eukaryota; Oomycota; Peronosporomycetes; Peronosporales; Peronosporaceae. The record is from the annotation of a GenBank genome assembly.